This is a messenger RNA of Pelecanus crispus (Dalmatian pelican), 522 nucleotides long. The record is from RefSeq and is a predicted model, not a curated record. NCBI's taxonomy places the organism in Eukaryota, Metazoa, Chordata, Aves, Pelecaniformes, Pelecanidae.
GACGACGGUUAUGCCCGGCUGUUACGGCGGCAGGUGGAGGAGGUGUUCCGGGACAAUCGGAUGAUUGCCGUCUGUCAGUACAACUCCAUGCCCAGCGAGGACAUGGUGCUGAUGAGGCACUACCUCCGAAAGCACAGCAUUGAGGUCAAGUUCGUCCUGAACGAGAUCGUCAGACCCGUGCUGUCCCAGUCCAAGUACAAGAACCUCCUCCCUCUCUUCGUGGCCCGCAAUAUCCUGCUGGUGAGCCGGGAGGCGAAGGCGAAGGAGAUGCUGCGGGUGCUGAAGGGAGUGCCACAGAUCAACCUCCUGGGCGCCUGCAUCCACGACACCAUCCUGAGCAGGCAGGGAGUGGAGAACUUCGCCAAGCUGCCCUCACUGGAGGCUGCCCAGGGGCAGACCCUGGGUGCCCUGGCCCUCCUGCCCUCCCAGACGUCCUCCCUGCUCCAGCGCGGCUCCGCGCACCUCACGGCUCUCCUGGAUGAGCACAUCCGCCAGCUGCGGGACGGGGAGACGGGGAGCCUG